AUCCAAUUUUUCAACUUUCCACUUUAAGAAGACUAAACGAAAAAUGCAGUCUCCACUAGUUAUGUUGGCAGUGUUUAUGCUGGCUUUGUGCAUCAUUAGCUCAAAUGCUGCCACAGCCGUGGAUGUAUCCCAGGAUGUAGGCGAUGUCAAACCUGGAGACGAUGGUGGUAAAGGGAGCGCUGGAUCCUUCAACAUACUUGAAUUCUUCGAACAAAUCAAAACUAAAACUGAUAUUGCUAAGAUAUUUGGCACACUUUUUGUGAAGACAAAAGAAUAAAACUGUAUCUUAUUCUUCGUGACACUUUCGAUGUUUUGUAAAUAACUGUAGUGAAAUAAACUAAGUAAAUAAAAA
Molecule: messenger RNA, 352 nt
Organism: Papilio xuthus (Asian swallowtail)
Lineage: Eukaryota; Metazoa; Arthropoda; Insecta; Lepidoptera; Papilionidae
Exons: 2
Coding region: 44-277 (77 amino acids)
Source: RefSeq, a predicted model, not a curated record